AGAGAUCAGCCAAGAAUCAAUUACUAAGCGAUCUAAAGCAAAACCGAGAAAUUCGACAAAGCUAGAGAGAGAAAGAGGGGCAAAGAAAAAAAAAUGGGAAGAGCUCCUUGCUGUGACAAAGCCAACGUGAAGAAAGGACCGUGGUCACCAGAAGAAGAUGCCAAGCUCAAAUCCUACAUCGAAGAACAUGGUACCGGUGGAAAUUGGAUUGCUUUGCCACAAAAGAUUGGCCUUAAGAGAUGUGGGAAAAGCUGCCGACUUAGAUGGCUAAACUAUCUUAGGCCAAACAUCAAGCAUGGAGGAUUCUCCGAAGAAGAAGACAACAUAAUUUGCAGCCUCUACAUAAGUAUUGGAAGCAGGUGGUCUAUAAUUGCAGCACAGUUGCCAGGAAGAACAGACAAUGAUAUCAAGAACUACUGGAACACAAGGCUGAAGAAGAAGCUCCUUGGUAAGCAGCGCAAGGACCAACUGGCAGCUCGUAAAGGCCUAAAGGCGCAGGAAACAAAAAGAGGGAUUAAUAAUAUUGGAAUGAUAAAUUCCAUGGUCGACGUCAAUUCAGAAAAUACCGGCCCUAAUAUCAUGAAUAUUAACCAGAACCCUUACUGGCCAGAGCUUCCCAUUCUUGCUCCGCAGCCAUACUCGAGCGAGUUCGAACAGCGUCGCGACAACCACGCUUCCAUCAGAAAGUUGCUCAUCAAGCUCGGAGGAAGAUUUUCCGACGACGGCGACAACGACAAUAAUCGGCCAAUUCACGACGUCGGAUCAACAGUUCAUCAUCCUAACCAUUUGUUCCCAAUCAACAUUAAUCCUUCAGGUACUACUACUCAACAACUUUACGAGCUCUCCGGCGAUGUCACGUCCUCUUCCGCUCCAGCGGUGUUCGGAAAUUCAGCCGUUGGAUUCACGCAAGCCGGCCAGCAUAACGGUAUCACAGAUUACGAGCCGGGUAGUUCAAACAUGUUGUUACAAGGGCAAACAAGUAGUAGUACUACCACUACUAUUGCUCAGCUGGCUGAGCUUGAUGAGGAAAAGGCUUACAAUGACCCUGCACAAGUGUUAGAUGGGCUGGAGUUCUUAUUUGAUGGCAAUAGUACUAGUACUAGUACUACUUAUGGCUGGGGAGAUCAGAUGAGUUCGUUUAUUUAUAGUAAUCCUCUAAUUGCUUCUCAUGACUACGAAGGAAUGCAGCGAGGGAUAUUGUCAGAACAAGAAUGUCUUCUCAGUGAUCAGUCGAGUACUUUUCUUGAGGCGCAAUGAAUCGAUCGAUGUGUGUGUACUGUACAUGUACAAUAUUAUGGAACGUAGUAUGUGUAGAUUUAUAUUAUGAGUUGAUGUUAUUAGGGUGUUGUGGGGAGUUUAAUGGAUCAGAUGAUGGCCAUGAGUUUUAUG
Morus notabilis is the source of this 1389-nucleotide messenger RNA. RefSeq names its product transcription factor RAX3. The coding region runs from base 94 to 1257 and encodes 387 amino acids. The record is from RefSeq and is a predicted model, not a curated record. Lineage: Eukaryota; Viridiplantae; Streptophyta; Magnoliopsida; Rosales; Moraceae. The transcript has 3 exons.